This is a messenger RNA of Mycotypha africana, 1674 nucleotides long. RefSeq names its product hexokinase-domain-containing protein. Gene Ontology annotation, molecular function: fructokinase activity; mannokinase activity; ATP binding. The record is from RefSeq and is a predicted model, not a curated record. The transcript is spliced from 2 exons. The coding region runs from base 85 to 1464 and encodes 459 amino acids. Gene Ontology annotation, cellular component: cytosol; mitochondrion. Gene Ontology annotation, biological process: glucose 6-phosphate metabolic process; glycolytic process; intracellular glucose homeostasis. Lineage: Eukaryota; Fungi; Mucoromycota; Mucoromycetes; Mucorales; Mycotyphaceae.
UCUUUAGAAGCAUUUUCUCUUCUUUUCCGUUUUUCGUUUUUUUCGUCAUCUGUUCAUUAACAGCAUUAUAUCAAUUGUAAAAAAAUGGCCCCUACCUCUGCUACCAUCAACCACAGCAACUGGACCGACGCUCAAAAGAAGGCUGUCGACACUAUCGUUGAUCGUUUCACAGUCGAUGGUGAAACCUUAAAGAAGAUCACUGACCAAUUUGUUGUAGAAAUGAAUAAGGGUUUGGAUCAAGAAGGCGCUACUGUUGCCAUGAUCCCUUCUUUUGUUUCUGGUCGUUGUACUGGUGAUGAAAAGGGUAGCUUCUUGGCUCUUGAUUUGGGUGGUACCAAUUUGCGUGUCUGUCAAGUCAAUCUGUUAGGUGGCGGUGAGCAUACCAUUCGUCAACAAAAAUACGUUGUCUCUGAAGAAUUGAAGUUGGGUCCUAUGCGUAAUCUUUGCGACUUUAUUGCUGAUUGUGUUGAUAGUUUCUUGACCGAAAAUGGUACUAGCAGUCAAGAUGCUCUUCAAUUGGGUUAUACUUUCUCUUUCCCUAUCUAUCAAAGCAGCAUUAACCGUGGUGUCUUGAAGCAAUGGACCAAGGGUUUCAACUGUUCUGGUGCUGUUGGUAAGGAUGUUGCUGUGAUGCUUCAAGAUUCUUUCCGUCGCAAGAAUAUCAAUGUCAACAUUGCUGCCAUUGUCAACGAUACCGUUGGUACUCUCAUGGCCUAUGCUUACAGACAUCCCAACACCACCAUGGGUGUCAUCAUGGGUACUGGUUUCAACGCCGCUUACUAUGAAAACAUGAAGGAUGUCAAGAAAUGGAAGGGCGACAAGGACCAAGAAAUGGUCAUCAACAUGGAAUGUGGUGCCUUUGAUAUUGAACGUCGCGUCUUACCUAUGACUGUCUACGAUAACAAGUUGGAUCGUGAAUCCAUCAACGUCUAUCAACAAUAUCACGAAAAGAUGGUCGCCGGUAUGUAUCUCGGUGAAAUCACGCGCAAUGCCCUUUUGGACCUGAUCGAUCAACAAUUAUUGUUUGGAGGUCGCUCCUCUAAAGAAUUGAACAAGAACUGGAGCUUUGAAACUGCUUAUAUGUCUACCAUUGAAGUAGAUGAAACACCAGACUUGUCUGAAGCCGCUCACAUUCUCGAAUCCGUCCUUAAUAUUCCUUCUACCACUUUGGCUGAUCGUCAAAUUGUCAAGACUAUCUGUCAUGCCGUUGGUCUUCGUGCUGCUCGUAUUGCUGCUUGUCACAUCGCUGGUGUUCUCCGAAAGACGGGUAAGGUGGGUGAAGAAGCUAUCAUUGCUAUUGACGGCUCUCUUUACGAAUUCUAUCCCUUCUUUGAACACAACAUGCGCCAAUCCAUGAACGAAAUCUUGGGUGAAGCCGACAGUGCCAAGGUUAAAUUUGAUCUUGCCAGAGAUGGUUCUGGUCUUGGUGCCGCCAUCAUUGCUAUGAUGGCCGCCAAGAAAUAACAAACUCUUUGACUUUUUUUAUUCACCCAUCUUUCAUAUUCUCAUCCUCUCCACCCCCAACCCCCUUGUAACAAUAGUAUUUUUACUUUUUUUCCACUCUUAUAUACAUCUUAUUCAUGUAUAGACAUCACUUUUUUGCAUUCUGAUUUUUGUAACAUCAGCCUUUUAUUUUAUCAGAAAUAAAAUGUAUAUUUUAUUUGAACGUGCCAU